AUGCUUGAAUGCAUCCAGAGGAGAGCAACAAGGCUGGAACCCUCAUCCCUCACCACAGCUCUGGAGGACUUUGUGACACCCAAGGAGCUGGAUGGAAAAUACUGCCUCAAAUGUAGCAAGUGUGAGAAGAAGGUAACUGCCUCUAAAAGAGUUACAGUUCAUCAUGUGCCCAAAGUCUUCACAGUGUGCCUGGAAAGAGCUGCCGAUCACACAGGCAAGAAGAUAAGCAAGAUUGUUGAGUAUCCCGAGUACUUGAAUCUUCGGCCAUACAUGUCUGACACAGCUGGAGAGCCCCUCCUCUACUCCUUAUAUGCUCUUGUGGUGCACAGCGGUGACACCUGUCUUGAUGGACACUUCUUCUGCUACACAAAGGCCAGCAAUGGACUAUGGUACAAGAUGGAUGAUGAGACUGUGGAUAAUUGUGGCAUCCAUGCAGUUCUCAGGCAGCAAGCCUAUUUGCUGUUCUAUGCCAGAUGCUCUGAUUUGAAAAUGGGAGGAAUGAUGGCUUCCUCUCUGACACCAUCCUAUGCCCAUUCCUUCUUCAGUCAGUGGGAGGCUAGCAGUGAGCAGGCGGGUUCUGCAAGGACACAUGGUCAACCUGGUAGGACUGUGUCAAUGCACUGCCAGAGGACAAGUGCCAGGGAGAAGAUCCAGAAUCGAUCCCUGCAGUGGGGAAAGGAUCACUGCAGCUUGUUCAUAAACAGCACUGACUCCAACAACUCAACAGGGAGGAAGAGAAAGAGAACUAGUCCUCCAGGUCAUGACCAUGCUCUCAAGGAUGGCACAGUUUCAGAACCCUUCAACAGUCAGUGGGCUCCUGCACCCAGUGGUUCUUGGGUACAACACCUGCCAAGACAGAAAGAGCAAAGCCAGUCCUCACCGCAGGGCUAUGAUCUUUGUAGACAACUUGUGGAGAUCAUGGACUACCGCCAGUCAGUGAGGAGGAGGAGGAGGAGGAGCUGGUGGGAAAGAAGCCCUCCACAUUGUGACCAAGACCCAAAGGAUGAUACACUGGAAGGAUCCUUGAAUGUGAGUUCCAAGGGGAACCCUUGUGCACCCAGUGCUUCUCAGAAGCAAUCCCUGCCAAGGCAGAGAAAGCAGGGCAGAUCACCACAGCAGGGCUAUGAUCUCCGCAGACAGUUUGUGGAGAACACAGACUACCACCAGUCAACAAAGAGGAGGAGGAAACACUCAUUUGGAACAAACAGGCAGAAAAGACAAAGGCAGAAUUAAAAUCCCUUGUUAGCCUUGUGUA
Molecule: messenger RNA, 1255 nt
Organism: Cyanistes caeruleus (blue tit)
Lineage: Eukaryota; Metazoa; Chordata; Aves; Passeriformes; Paridae
Source: RefSeq, a predicted model, not a curated record